UACAGCCGGCCACCCAUCCCAUCCCCUUUUUCCCGCGUCCCAUCAAUCAUUUUCACGUCACAUCAAUCAUUUUCACCAUUUUUUGCAACCCGUGGCCGGAUGCAUGCAUGAUUUUGGCAACCCAUGAUGUUUGGCACGGCCCGAGGAGAGGUGAAUAAAUGGAGUUCGUCAGAGAAGAGAGUAGCAACAGAGUAGAGAAGGGAGCAGCAGAGCAGAGAAGGGAGUAGCAGCAGCUCAAGUAUAGAAAGCAGCAGAAGAGGAGCAACGCGAUCAGCAGCAGCGGCAGUUUAAUACUUCGAGAGCACUCACUUUCAUACCGCCUUAAAUCAUUAUCAUGGCUCAUGGUGGUCUUCCCGAGCUUCUUCAGCAGCGGUACGACGAGAACCAUAGGGGAAGGAUGAUAUUCACGGGACAACAGUUGGGUCCGUUACGAGCCCGGAGUGUGCACAAGAUUAAGGAGUUGGACCCUCGAUUCCACGAGCCACUCGCACGGGCGGGACUACUACCUUUCGCUCUCAUGAUGGCCGGAGCUCCCAUGGAGGUCAGUGGUAGGACACCUCUCUCGGCAAUUGAUGAGGCACUGCUCACAGGUCUCGUCGACCGCUGGCGUCCUGAGACACACACUUUCCACUUUCCUUUUGGUGAGAUGGCAGUAACACUGCGGGACGUGGCCAUGCUGACCGGGCUGCCAAUCAGGGGUGCCCCGUUAAUAGUUUCGCGACCCGCAAGGGAGCAGUGGAAGGGUUAUGUUGCAGAUAGGUUUAGUGUGCAAUACGACGGGAAGGAUGCUGGCCUCUCCAUGUCCUGGGUUCAUGGGCUGACACAGUUCGGCCCAUGCCCACUGGAUGCGGACGAGAAUACACUUAUGCAACACUAUGAGGUGUACUUAUACGUCCUGCUCGGAGGCAUCAUGUUCUGCAACACGGCAGGCGAUUAUGUCAUCCCACAUAUUGUAUGGUUAGCAGCCCACCUCGCGUCACAUCCUUAUGAGCCUACAUCUUACAGUUGGGGAUCUGCAGUGUUGGCUGCAACCUACAGAGGAUUGUGUGAUGCAACCUAGCGAACAAAGAGGAAGGCAACCAUUACAGGGUGCUUACAUCUCUUACAGUUAUGGAGUUGGGAGUACCUCCCGGUUUCCAGACCUUGGGUGCUCAAGUGCUACUACUCAGUUCACAUCUCUGAUGGCAUUGCAGAUGACAUAAGGCCAACGAUGGGGUAUCGGUGGAUUCAUGCCAGGCUAAGAUGGAGUCAGCAGCAAGACCAUGGUAACUACUCCAGGGUGAUAAGUGACCUGGACAUCCUUAGCGCUGAUCUAGUAGAUUGGGAUCCAUGGUGUAUGGCACGAGUAAAAGAAAUUGCAGAUGGUGGACUCCUGGCAUCCUCUUGUAGCCGUGACGCAGACUUAUGGUUGACCACAUGCUUCUUGUUGUACAUGAACUGCGUGGAAGUAUAUUCUCCAGAACGUGUACAGAGGCAGUUCGGGUACCGACAGGUGGUGCCUGUUCCAGCACCACGAGACGCCGGACGGGCGCACGAGUGGAGCUCAAAGGGGGGCGGAGGCACGCAGGACUGGGCAUCCAAGAAUGCCGAGUACAUACAGAGGUGGACAGAAUCAGCUGCGGUGGAUGUCAUCAUUACUGCUGGACAAUACGACGAGGCCACAUACUGGGACUACCUUGCUUGGUACCGUCCGCGCACGCGUGCCACCUUACUCAGCGGACCUGUACAGCCGGACCCCAGACCCUUCCCCGAGGAUCGUGCCCGCCUACUUCAUGUUGUGACUGAAGAGGCGUAUGAGAUGCAUACGCAAGCGGAUCAACCUUUUGGGGAACCAAGCAGGUCAUCAUCGCAGAGGGAUCGUAACCCUCUCCGGGAGUACAUGAGGACAAGAGGAUCCCGCUUCCUAAACGCUAUACGUGGUCUAGGUGGGUGUGCCCCGCAAUGGAGGGGGUACGACCAACAUGCCAUGGACCCGUCUCGUGCCUCCCACAGCAGGCAGUCCUCCCACAGCAGGCGGUCAUCCAGUGCUCGUGAGGAACCCGUUCGGUCAGAAUCACGACAUACAUCUUCAGCUUCGGCGCGUCAUGUCUCAUGUUCCGGUGCUGAGGCCGAGGAGUGCACGCAGCCUCCUGUGCCCGAGCAGGUUACGCUGGGUUCACUAGCACCUCUGGCUACGAUGACACCUCCGGCUGCAGCAUCUACUCAUCAGGAGGACGUCGUUGACUACACGUAGCAGACCCCUUGCUGGAGCGACCCUAAUGCUUUUGACUGGGGUGCUGCAAUGCAUGCGACAGCCACCUUCACUGAUCUACUCGGCGGACAGUCCUCCCAUGAUCUCAAUGAACCUGGAAGUUCACAUUGGUACCAGCAUGGCGAGCCUUCGGCACACUGGACUCCAUCGGAGCACGUUCUAGGGCCGUCCACACUUCCGCACGAGGAUCCUUCGGCAUGGUACAUGCAGAGCCGAGUAAGCGGGGCGGGAUACACGUUCGGUGAGGUUCCCAUAGGGCAGGCAGAUGAUGAUGAAGACGACCAAGGGCACGCAAGGCAGGGGCCUGCGCAGGCUGCUGGGAUGAGAGCCACAUACCCGCCAGACGCUUACACGCCUGGAGAUUGUGUGAGGCAUCGUCGCCGUUGAGUAGCCAGGACAAUUUGUCAUGACACAUGUAUUAUUGAUUUUAAUGUCGAGGUCAUCCCUAUUAUGUCUUAUUCACUGUAUUGUUAAUUUAAGAAAUUCUCAGUACAGAGGAAACAAUAGUAGUUGUAAAGCAUAAGUAGCAUGGAACCCGGUACAGAGGUUACACAUAAAGAGCGAACAACAACAAACAUUAUCAUGUACGAUACGCCUAAAGAACAUAAUAUCAUGCCUUAAGGGAAUAAAAUAUAUAGGGUUACAAUAGAUGCUUAGGGCGAAG
Molecule: messenger RNA, 2915 nt
Organism: Phragmites australis (common reed)
Lineage: Eukaryota; Viridiplantae; Streptophyta; Magnoliopsida; Poales; Poaceae
Exons: 6
Coding region: 1211-2233 (340 amino acids)
Source: RefSeq, a predicted model, not a curated record